AUGGGGAUGAAGAUUGCAGUCGAGACGGGUCUUGCCCAAAUGGAUGUGCCAGUGGAUGGGAUGGAGACUUCACAUAUUCACCGAGACGAUCGCGUCCAUCUUGAAGACAAAGAAGCAAAGUCGUUCCUCGUUGGACAGUCCGGCAGGUACCGGCGGACAGAGAAAAUAUUUGAGGGUGAUCUAAACGAAGAGUGUCGUGAAGGCUGCACAUUUGAAGAGCUCAGGGAACAUGGGAAAGGGUACCAGGAAGUGCUGGUCUUCAUGAAAGAAUACAAUUGCAAACAUAAAGGAUUAUUACCAUGUCCUUAUGGUCAAGCGUGUGUGGCGACAAAUGGAGACACGUUCAGCAUUUCCAACCUACACGUAGACUGUUCUGAUAUAGUUUGCACGAAACAGCUUGCUCUCGAAAACGGUGAGGUUUCUGUAUCGAAAUUUACCAUCGAUGGUACGGCGAAGUACUCGUGCAAAAAAGGUUAUGCCCUAAAAGGAGCAUCCACGGCCAGGUGCGAAAUAAGCGGCGAAAAGGGGAAAUGGUCAGCUGAUAGACCCCAAUGUCAAGAAAUUACCUGCGACCAACCGUCACUACUGUUCAAUGGAACCGUUUCUGCCCCCGCACCAUCAACCUUCGGCUCGGCCGUGAGUUACAAGUGCGACAAAGGCUUCGUUCUCGAAGGGAAAGAGAAUUCAACCUGUGUCGAGAACGGUUUUGGUAAUGUCAAAGGGAAAUGGGAAGACUCAACUCCCGUCUGUAGAGCAAUAACCUGCGACACGCCGUCCCUAACAAAUGGACAAGUGUCUGUCCCGAAAACUGCACAUCUAGGUUCAGCAGUUAGCUACCAGUGUGACACAGGUUACGUUCUAGAAGGGAAAGGAAAUUCCACCUGUGUCGAGGAUGGUCCUGAUAAUGUUAAAGGCAGCUGGGCUGACCCGACGCCUGCAUGCACAGCAAUAACCUGCGACACACCGUCCCUAACAAAUGGACGAGUGUCUGGCCCGAAGCCUGCACUUCUAGGUUCAGCAGUCAGCUACCUGUGUGACACAGGCUACGUUCUCGAAGGAAAAGGGAAUUCCUCAUGCAUCCAAAACGGAUCUCAUGAUGUUAAGGGGAAAUGGGCUGACCUGACACCCGUGUGCAUAGCUAUUACCUGUGAACCUCCUGUCAUAUCAAACGGACAUGUAUCAGUCACCAAACCAGCCGUGUAUGGGUCAACUGCAACCUAUCGUUGUAACAACGGCUUUGUUCUGGAUGGGAAAGGAAGCUCCCAGUGCAAUCGAAAUGGAACUGAAAAUGUUUAUGGGAAGUGGACUAACCAGUCGCCUGUGUGCAAAGCUAUAAGUUGCGACACACCAUUGUUACUGAAUGGACAAGUCAGAGCGGGUGGUCAAAGAACCAAUGGCACGACAGUGAUCUUUAGAUGCGACAAAGGCUUCAUUCUCGAAGGGAAGACAAAUUCUACUUGCGUUCAUGAAGAUCCAAACAUCGCCAAGGGAAAGUGGUCAGAGCCAACGCCUGUUUGCAAAGCUAUUACCUGUGAACCUCCUGUCAUAUCCAACGGACAUGCAUCAGUCACCAAAGCAGCCGUGUAUGGGUCAAAUGUAACUUAUCGUUGUAACCAAGGCUUUGUUCUGGAUGGGAAAGAAAGCUCCAAGUGUAUUCAAAACAGAACUGACAGCGUUUAUGGGAAAUGGAAUGACCAGUCGCCUGUGUGCAAAGCAAUAAGUUGCGACACACCAUUCUUACUGAAUGGAGAGGUAACAUCGGUUGGGCUAAGUACCCAUGGCACGACAGUGAGCUAUAGAUGCGACGUAGGUUUCAUUCUCGAUGGAAAGACAAAUUCUACGUGUGUUCAUGAAGAUCCAAACAGCGCCAAGGGAAAUUGGUCAGAGCAAACGCCUGUUUGCAAAACUAUUACCUGUGAACCUCCUGUCAUAUCCAACGGACAUGCAUCAGUCACCAAAGCAGCCGUGUAUGGGUCAAAUGUAACUUAUCGUUGUAACCAAGGCUUUGUUCUGGAUGGGAAAGAAAGCUCCAAGUGUAUUCAAAACAGAACUGACAGCGUUUAUGGGAAAUGGAAUGACCAGUCGCCUGUGUGCAAAGCAAUAAGUUGCGACACACCAUUCUUACUGAAUGGAGAGGUAACAUCGGUUGGGCUAAGUACCCAUGGCACGACAGUGAGCUAUAGAUGCGACGUAGGUUUCAUUCUCGAUGGAAAGACAAAUUCUACGUGUGUUCAUGAAGAUCCAAACAGCGCCAAGGGAAAGUGGUCAGAGCAAACGCCUGUUUGCAAAACCAUAAGUUGCGACACACCAUUAUUACUGAAUGGACAAGUAAUAGCGGGUGGUCAAAGUACCCAUGGCACGACACUAUUACCUGUGAACCUCCUGUCAUAUCAAACGGACAUGCAUCAGUCACCAAAGCAGCCGUGUAUGGGUCAAAUGUAA
This is a messenger RNA of Lineus longissimus, 2442 nucleotides long. RefSeq names its product sushi, von Willebrand factor type A, EGF and pentraxin domain-containing protein 1-like. The transcript has 15 exons. Lineage: Eukaryota; Metazoa; Nemertea; Pilidiophora; Heteronemertea; Lineidae. The record is from RefSeq and is a predicted model, not a curated record. The coding region runs from base 1 to 2442 and encodes 813 amino acids.